ACAUCUGGAUCCUCGCGACACUGACCCUGUAGCCCCUGUGCUGCCAGGACACCUUCUGUCCCACCACGAUUCCAGUAUGGUUUACGGUGGAAACAAAGGGCUGAUCCAAGAAGACACCUUAGAUGAAUACUUUGAAUACGAAGCGGAGGAAUUCCUUGUCAACUUGGCCCUGUUGAUUACUGAAGGCAGAACACCCGAAUACUCAAUUAAGGGCAGGACUGAAGGCUUUCACUGCCUAGGUCGUGUCAGUUCAGCGGAUGUCAGUGUAACUUUAGGUUGUUUUAUUCUUUUAUUCAAGUGCCGUCAAGCUAGGCUUACCCGAUCUGAAGUUGCAUUGCUGUGGAAGAAAAAUAUUCCUAUUAUGAUAGAAGUGAUGCUACUUCCAGACUGUUGCUAUAGCGAUGAAGGACCCGCGACGGAAGGGAAUGACUUAAAUGAUCCUGCAAUCAAGCAAGAUGCACUGUUGUUGGAAAGAUGGAUUUUAGAGCCAGUUCCACGGCAAACUGGUGAUCGAUUUAUUGAAGAGAAGACCCUCUUAUUGGCUGUCCGCUCUUUUGUGUUCUUUUCUCAGUUAAGUGCUUGGCUGAGUGUGUCACACGGAGCCGUGCCUCGUAAUAUUCUUUACAGAGUGAGUGCCGCUCAUGUGGAUUUGCAGUGGGCGUUUUCCCAGACACCAACAGAACAUCUUUUCCCUGUCCCCAACGUUUCUCACAACGUGGCCUUGAAAGUCAGUGUCCAAUCUCUGCCCAGACAAUCGAACUACCCAGUCCUGACCUGCAGCGUUCAUGCCAACUUCGGCUUCUAUGAAAAGAGAGAAGAGAAUAAUGUACAUCAGCACUGCGAUUCCAUUAAGACCGAACAGUCCAGUGUGCCCAACUCACAGCGUUCUUGUGGCAAACUGAUGUGGGCUGAAAGCGUGCUUGGCAUAAGACAAGGUCCUGAGUUUAACCCUGCUGUCCGAAACCUGAAAUUUUAUCCAUUAGCUGGCCUUGGAUCUGACUUUGGAUCGUUAGAAUCGAAAGUUCAGGGCUACACGGAGAGGAGGGCGCUGUUGCCAGAAACACCAGAGAGAGCUUUGAAAUCAUCCUGCUUGGCUGAUACCCAUGGCCAUAAUAGCAGCUCUUCCCGCCAGUCAUUGGGAGAUUCGAUUCCUUUGAUAGGCUCUUUACUCCAAGAGCGCCAUGAAGUUAUAGCAAGGAUCGCCCAGCAUCUCGUUCACUGUGACCCGGCAGCCUCCCCCGUCACGAGGAAGGCUUUUAGUACGAAUGACACCGGUGUGGCAAACGCCAAGGCUCUACGUCAUGCCCCUGUAGAGAAAAACCUGCUGAAGAAAGGAAGGGAAUUGCCCUCCCUUGCUGCUAACUCUGAACACCACUCUUCAGAAAAUGUUGGGAAGGCCCAAAUAAUACCAGAAGCACCCUUGUCUCGCUCCCACGCUCCCCCGAACCAGUGUUUCCGCCAGGCGAGAGAGGAAACCAACCCUCUCAUAAGCUCUCUACUUCAAGAGAGGCAGGAGGUUAUCACAAGGAUUGCCCGACACUUGAUUCAUUGUGAUCCACCGCCAUCCCAAGGCGCACCUCCCGUGUUCAGUUUUCACGACGUUCCUGCCGUUAAUCCAAAGGCUUUUCACAGUUCCUGUGAAGAGGGAAGCCUGCUGAAGAAACACAAAGAAGCCCCUUCCGAUUCCUCCUCUCGUUCUAGACUAGCUUUACCAGCAGAUGACCCCAACGCAAAAAUUAAAACACCAACAACCCCGUUGCAUUCGCUUAGACGUGACGUCGACCAGAACGUGUCUCCCAGCUUCAGAAGAAAACUGCUGCCAGCAGAGGCCAAUGAAGUAGUCCAAAACACAUUUCGUCAGUCUCCUCCCAGUAGAAGUAAAAGUCCUCUAACUUGCAUGACCCAAUCAUGUAGCCAAGAAAGUUAUAAACCAGAAUUGACCGGUAAAUUGGAGUCUGUGCUUUCUGGUUGUCCCCAUAAACCUCAAGUAGCAAAGAGAGGCACCGCCAAGCCCUGUUCGCAUUUCAGAUGUAGUAAUGAACUGGUUUGUAGAAGUAAAUUUAAGGACAGAACGAUCUCUUGUGAAAACAGCGACCCACACUGUUCAAAUAAUCCCCAGGUGGAUCAGCACCGAAUACUUGAAAAUGUCAAAGCAGCUACGGUCUCAGCCUCGGAGAUCUGGCACAAAUACGCGUCCAGGCACUUAAAUAAAGACUCCAAACAAUCAAAUGUUUCUGAACAAAACUCUCAGCUCACUAGUAUUGAAAACUAUUUACAUAAAGACCAUGACAUUAUCAAAUGCACAAAUAAACAAGACAGGGCGAAAAAUACCAACGAUGAGAACGACUGUGAGGUGCAGAGGCAUUGUCAGAAGAAGCCUGUGGAAGAUACUUUGGCUGCCUUUUUUGAACAAAGGAAGAACGCAGAGGUGCUGAAAACAAGACCGCUCAAACAUGUGUGGCACAAAGGUAAUUUUCACCACUUGGAUGGGACUUCUACCAAGGCCUUCCACCCCCGAACUGGAUUACCUCUCCUUUCAAGUCCAGUUCCUGAAAGAAAAACUCAGACAGGAUGUUUUGAUCUUGAUGCAUCAUUGUUGCAUCUGAAAUGUCUGUCAUCCAAAAGUCCACAACGAUAUAUAAGCAAAGAGAACGAUUCCGACAUCCACGAGAAAGCACUCCUAAGUUCCAGUUCACCCUCUGUUACAAGUCUUAGCCUUCUCGGAAACUUUGAGGAAUCUGUACUGAACUAUCGUUUAGAUCCGCUGGGUAUUGUAGACGGCUUCACCGCGGAAGUGGGAGCCAGUGGACUUUUCUGUCCAACUCACAUGACUCUUCCGGUUGAAGUUUCUUUUUACAGUGUUUCUGAGGACAACGCGCCCUCUCCAUAUAUGGGUGUAAUCGCUUUAGAGUCCCUUGGUAAAAGGGGUUAUCGGGUGCCUCCUUCAGGAACCAUACAAGUGACCUUAUUUAAUCCUAACAAGACUGUGGUGAAGAUGUUUGUGGUGAUCUAUGACUUACGAGAGAUGCCUGCCAAUCACCAGACAUUCUUGCGGCAAAGAACUUUUUCUGUCCCUGUGAAGCGAGAAACAAGAAAAAGCAUUCUUCAAGAAAACACUCGGCAUAUUGAAGAGAGACUAUUACGCUACCUCGUUCAUCUGAGGUUCCAGAGUUCCAAGUCUGGAAAGAUCUACCUCUACAGAGAUGUAAGACUUCUGUUUUCCCGAAAAUCUAUGGAAGUGGAUAGUGGCGCUGCAUAUGAACUCAAAUCUUACACUGAAUCUCCAAUGAAUCCUCAGUUUUCACCCCGGUGUUAGCAAAACACAACCGUGAAACUAUCCUCAAUUACCAGAUUAUUAUUCAAGACAAAACAAUAAAAUAUCCUGUGCAAAACCUGAAUCGUGGAGGUAGUGAGAAGGAUGGUCAAAUGGGAGUCAAAAUCUCUUGGACCAGUUCAGAAAAGUUUUUAGAAUGAGCUUUGUGUAUUCUGAAUAGACUGGAACACACUUAGUCGUAACCUUUUUAUACUCGUUUUAAACCACUUCAUUGGAUGUGUUGCAAUAGCAGAUUCCCAAAUUAGUUUAGUGUUUACACCUUAUUUUAUUUUUAUUUUUGGGCUAUUUAAUAUUUAAUGUUCCUUUCACUUAAAAGUGAUGUUUGUCUUUACUGUUCUAAUGUAGCACAAAUCCGAUGUAAAAUCAUACUACGUAUUUUUGACAUUAAUAUUGAAAUCUUGAAAUAUAUACAGAACCUUUACUUCGA
This is a messenger RNA of Protobothrops mucrosquamatus (brown spotted pit viper), 3761 nucleotides long. RefSeq names its product family with sequence similarity 214 member A (gene ATOSA). The transcript has 12 exons. Lineage: Eukaryota; Metazoa; Chordata; Lepidosauria; Squamata; Viperidae. The coding region runs from base 77 to 3316 and encodes 1079 amino acids. The record is from RefSeq and is a predicted model, not a curated record.